GUAGCCUGCUUCUCCUUCUCCACAACUUCAUAGCUUACCAAGGUUCCUUUUUUUCUUUUUAUUUUUUUCCUGAGCUUAACAAAUGGCUUUGGUUUCAACUCAGAAACUGCCCAUGUAUUCCACUUCUACUCGUGCAAAGCUCACCUUACCCCAAGCUGUGUUCGGGCAGAUGCCUGUGCUUUUUCCACCAACAUUACAAAUUGCUAGAAGGGCAGAAUUGACUAUGUUUAAUUUCCAAGGCCCUAAUGUGGCUAAAUUUGUAGUUACCGCAUCACUUCAAAGACAAGGGGAAAAUGGUGAGAGGGUGGUUCUCUUGGAAAGUGGGUGGAAGCCUGUGGUUAGGGAGCUUGGAUUGAGAAAAGGAGACACGGUGAGGAUUCGUCUCUUGGACAACAUGGCGUGGACUUAUUCCAUUGAAGUGGAAAGGGCGGCCUACCAACCGAAUCAACCGGCGGUGAGGAUGGCGUUCGACCUGAACGAGCUUCCCGCGGCCAACAUGGAGAUCAAUCUCAACGAUGAAGAGUGAAGAGGGGAGUAGGAGACUGAUCUGAGUGUUACUCGCCCGUGAAAAAAAGUUCCGGUGAGAUGACACCGGGAGAGUAUCGAGUUCCACGGAUCUAAUGGAGGAAUUAAUGGCGGCCGGGAAGUACAGGUUCCGAACAAAAAGGGAGUUCGUUG
This is a messenger RNA of Rubroshorea leprosula, 678 nucleotides long. Lineage: Eukaryota; Viridiplantae; Streptophyta; Magnoliopsida; Malvales; Dipterocarpaceae. The record is from the annotation of a GenBank genome assembly.